AGAGACUGCGUGACGAGAGUCGCCCUCGAAGGCAAGGAAAGACUCGUGUAAACUGGGAAACUUGAGCACGACCUACACUUGUAGGCCAAGCAGAGUAGCUCUAGGAUUUCCGACGAGCUGCAUACUCAACAACGUUCGGCGAUGAUCAAGUGACCGCAUACACGUUGAUCCCGUUCAAUCGGUGGAUCGCUAUCUCGCUGCAGUCCGUUGAUACACCACGGCUCCUCGCUCAAAGAGACGGGGGAUAUCUGUAGCAGAGGAUUCUCGCUUCGAGCUAUUGCCACUACCGCCGCAUGGUCAUCAUACUCGUCUCCUCGGCGGAUUCUGCGGCGAUGCGAGCCUUACUGAUAAUCCCUGUCCUCAUUGGAUGGGCUCACUGCGCACAUGAUGUUGCGCAUGUCGAGUUGGAUGCAGUACCCCCCAAUUUCACCGUCAAGAAAGGCCCGAGCGACGGUGUCGCUGUGGCGUGGGGCACCUUCGAGAACUCAAUCACAGAGACAGGGUUCUCGUACUUGGAAAUAGCGACGAAUGCUUCCUACCCUGAUCACUACCAAGCUUAUGCUGCGGGUAUACUAGAGGGUUAUUUCACCAGGAAACUUAUCUCUAUGCACUUCAACAACACUAUGCGGGAUUACUGCAAGGGACAAGAGGACUACUGCGAGAGACUCCAUGAUUUUCUGAACUCGAAUCUUCGCUACGUUCAGGAGAACAUCAAGAAUCGGAAAACGGAUCCUUUCUGGUAUCAAACUGAUCUGGCUCUGACUCAACUCAUGGGGAUCCAAGAUUCGUGGAAAAAACAGAAACACGAGAGCUACUUCCCCAACGGGAAAUACGACACCGUCACUGAUGUACUCUUCCUCAACGUUGACGGAGAUCUGGAAGAUUUGGAGCAAGCCUUGAAAUCCCCCAAACUUCGUCGGGUCACCGGGGGAGGACAUUGCUCAGCCUUGGUGAAGGUACUUCCCGACAACUCCGAUCUGUGUUUCUCCCACGUGACUUGGAGUGGUUAUUCGACAAUGCUUCGUAUACUGAAGAAAUACACCCUGAACUACCAAACAACUUAUAUGAGCAAUACUCGGAUCACAGCCCCAACGAUGACAUUCUCCUCCAGCCCCGGGAGAAUUUUCUCCGGAGACGACUUCCAUCUGAUGUCGUCAGGAGUGGCCAGCAUGGAGACCACGAUCGGCAACAGCGACCCAUCGAAAUGGAGAUUUAUUAAGCCAGAGUGCAAUCUCGAAUGGUUGAGAACUAUCGUCGCUAAUCGUUUGGCAUCCACUGGACAAGAGUGGGCCGAUCUGUUCAAGAGAGAAGGUAGCGGAACAUACAACAACCAAUGGAUGAUCGUCGAUUACAAGAAAUUCACACCUGGCAAGCCCAUCCGACCUGGCACUUUGACCGUACUCGAGGAGAUUCCCGGAUUGAUUGUUUCUGGCGAUCAGAGCAAACUCCUCUCGGAACAAGCUUACUGGCCGAGCUACAAUGUUCCAUUCUAUCCGGAAAUCUAUGGGGGCAGCGGAUGGAAGGAACAAGUCGAGAAAUUCGGGGACUGGUUCACGUACGAUAAAAACCCACGGAGUCAAAUUUUCCGGAGAGAUCAAGGCAUGGUUCGAGACAUCGGUCAGAUGUUCAAACUUAUGAGAUACAACGACUUCAAGAACGAUGAGCUGUCGCGCUGCAACUGCACCCCUCCCUACUCUGCUGAAAAUGCAAUAUCGGCUCGCUGCGAUCUGAACCCCGCCAACGGAACUUACCCCUUCGGAGCUCUCGGUCACCGUUCCCACGGAGCUACCGACGCCAAGGUUACGUGUUCGAAGUUGUUCGAAACUCUGGAGUUCCUCGCCGUAGCCGGUCCUACGUACGAUCCCUUGCCGCCAUUCAAGUGGUCCGAAUCCGGUUUGAACGAUCUCCACGAGGGACAUCCGGACCUCUGGUUCUUCAAUCCCGAGAUUCAUCGAUGGCAUAAAGCGGGGACUGAGUAAUCAGCUCGGACCAUAUUCGGAAUAAAGCAUAUCUUUGUAGUUGAUUAUUUC
This is a messenger RNA of Galendromus occidentalis (western predatory mite), 2030 nucleotides long. Its product is annotated as putative phospholipase B-like 2. Gene Ontology annotation, cellular component: extracellular region. The coding region runs from base 294 to 1979 and encodes 561 amino acids. The transcript has 12 exons. The record is from RefSeq and is a predicted model, not a curated record. Gene Ontology annotation, biological process: phospholipid catabolic process. NCBI's taxonomy places the organism in Eukaryota, Metazoa, Arthropoda, Arachnida, Mesostigmata, Phytoseiidae. Gene Ontology annotation, molecular function: glycerophospholipase activity.